Molecule: messenger RNA, 7810 nt
Organism: Clupea harengus (Atlantic herring)
Lineage: Eukaryota; Metazoa; Chordata; Actinopteri; Clupeiformes; Clupeidae
Product: titin
Exons: 51
Coding region: 410-6601 (2063 amino acids)
Cellular component (GO): membrane; sarcoplasmic reticulum
Molecular function (GO): signaling receptor binding
Source: RefSeq, a predicted model, not a curated record
AGGUUACCUUGAAGCUCCCCUUGCUCCUGCCUGUCUGCUUUGUGACCUAUUACCAUGUGAGGCGUAAAUAAUAUUGGCUAAACUGUUAGCACAUAUCUGCUGCCCCCCUUCGCUUCAGAUACCCUGCUUCCUUCAACCCUGUUUUCGCUCUCCCUCAGUACCGUUCCCCAUAGACUCCCUUCUGCUAUGCAAAGAGACCAGCCACACUGAAACUUCCAUCUACAUCAGCCCCCCCACCAAUGAUUUAGCAAAAAGUUCAACCUUGCUGGAUUAUAUGGCGGCCACACAAGAGCAACACCAUUUGAUACGUUGGUGUUCAAAAGGGAUUUAAAAGAAACAACAACAAACAAGAUCACAGAGAAAUCUGGCUACCCCUCACCUGAUUUGCUGAAGUAACCUUAAUUUCAACAUGGACGAGGCUGCAUCACAAGGCGCAGAAGCAGAGUCUACGAAACAACCCCCCAAGCAAGGCAACGGUUUCCCGAAAAUCCAACUCAAGCCGGUACAAUGGGUUAUAGCCAUCGUUCUCGUCCUGUCCUGGUCUGCGGUCGGUGCAUAUUUGUUCGACUUUGUUGAUGACAAACAAAUAGCCGCUAUUCAGGAAGUGAGCAUGGAUCCCAUGGCAGCAGCAAACAUGGCUGUAGAGGGAAUAAAACACAGCGCAGACAAGUUGGUGGCCGAAGUGUCUGAUGCUGUUUACAAUGCUCCAGAGAAUAUAUGUAACUCGGAAUACCUAAAGUCAAGUGGUCUCCUAAUGGAGGAUAUACGAGAAGGAAUAAAGGGGGUUGUCGUUGACGUAUUUGACAUCUUUGAAGGAACAAUACACACAGUGACCUACUAUCCAGACAUGAUGUUAACUGGAACAGUGGAUGCAAUCAGAUAUGUGACAAGCAUGAUGAAAGGGAACCGCCCCAAACUGGACACUCUGAAGUAUGGGGGUGUGGCAUUGGAAAACAUACGAGAUGGCCUUAAGGGCGUCAUCGGCUGCUUAUUUGACCUCUUCGAGGGAACACUCGAUGCUGUGGCCUUCUUUCCUCACAAGAUUUUGACUGGAGCAGCUGAUGGAUUCAAAUAUGUGACAAGUGUGGUGUCUGUGCCAAGCUUCCUCGCUCUCCCUACAGAGUGGAUAUCGGAGCUCAAUCUUAAUCCAAUGGAUGCCAUCAUGCAAGCAACUGAAGAAAUCACAAACCUGAACAAGGAUGCCUUUGACUCUGUGUCAAGCAUGUUCAAGGGCAGUGAAGAAAUAAGCUUUGAUCCCAUGAAAGUUGUGACUGAUGCAGUAGAGGAGAUCGCGGACAGGAGGAACAUGUUCUUGUCAUAUCUGUCAAACGUAAUGAUGGAGGACAAAGAUGAGACACCACCCAUGACCAGGAGGAAAGGGGAGUUUUUGCCUCCAAUGGAAAAAGUUCUUGAACAAGAGAAGGUAUCCAAGCAGCAGAAGACCAGAGAAGAAGUAUACAAAAUCAUUCAAGACCUAAAAGCCACAAAAGCUGAAAAAGAGGCAGUAAAGUUCAAACUUGAAGCCAGAAAGGAAGAGGAGGAAGAGGAGAAGAAGGAUAAAGAAGAGACUGUCACUGCUGAGGAACUGCCUGAAAAGGAGAAAAAACCUGAACCACUGGAGGAGAAAGUGACUGAGGAAGGAGCUAAAGCUGUAGGAGAGCUGAAGCCUGGAGAAGAGACUGUCAGAGUUGAGCCUGCACAGGAGGAAGUGACUGAAGAAAAAGUUGAUGGAGGAGUUAACGUCACCAGCAAACGCUGGAUAAAAGUGAAGUCUUUACAAGAGCUGAAGCAGGAAGAACCUGCACCUCCACCUGUACCUGUGAAGGAAAAAGAUAAACCAGAACCUGUAAAAGAAGAACCUAAGCCUGCAUCGGUAAAGGAAAAAGCUAAGCCAGAGCCUGCAUCGGUAAAGGUGCAAGCUAAGCCAGAGCCUGCAUCGGUAAAGGAAAAAGCUAAGCCAGAGCCUGCAUCGGUAAAGGAAAAAGCUAAGCCAGAGCCUGCAUCGGUAAAGGUGCAAGCUAAGCCAGAGCCUGCAUCGGUAAAGGAAAAAGCUAAGCCAGAGCCUGCAUCUGUAAAAGAAGAACCUAAGCCAGAGCCUGCAUCGGUAAAGGUGCAAGCUAAGCCAGAGCCUGCAUCGGUAAAGGUAAAAGCUAAGCCAGAGCCUGCAUCGGUAAAGGAAAAAGCUAAGCCAAAAUCUGAAAAAGAGAAACCUAAGCAAGAACCCAUUACGGAGAAGACUAAGCCAGAACCAGAAAAGCAGAAAGCCAAGCUAGAAUCCGUAAAGGAGAAGGCUAAACCAGAACCUACUACCGAUAAGGAAGAAGCUAUGGUAGAAUUCAAGGAGGAGAAACCUAGGCCAGAAUCUCCUAAGGACAAGGCCAAACCAAAGCCCAUUGCAGAGAAGGCAAAGCCAGAGCCCAAAAAGGAGAGAGCUAAGGAAGAACUUGUAAAAGAGAAGGCUACACCAGAACCUGUGAAGGAGAAAGCUGAGCCUAAGCCCAAAAAGGAAGAACUUAAGCUUGAACCUGGAAAGGAAACCGCUAAGAAAAUAACUGUAAAAGAAACUGCAAAGCCAGUGCCCACAAGGGAGGAGGUUAAGCCAGAACCAGUGAAGGAGAAAAUGAAGACCCUGAAAGAAAAGGCUAAGAAAGAAGCUCUGAAGGAGAAAACUGAGCCAGAACCAGCAGUAGAGAAGACUAAACCAGAACCUGCACCUGCAAAAGAAAAAGCUAAGCCAGUACCCAUGAAGGAGAAAGCUGAGGCAGAACCUGUGAAGGACAAAGCUAAAAAAGAACCUGCUAAAGAGAAGGUAAAGCCAGAAGCUGUUAAGGAAAAAGCUAAACCAGAAACCAUGAAGGAGAAAGCAAAGCCUGAGCCUGUAAAGGAAAAAGCCAAGCCAGAGCCUGCUAAGGAGAAAGUUAAGCCAGAGCUCCCUAAAGCGAAAGCUAGACCAGAACCAACUAAAGAAAAAGCUAAGCCUGUUCCUGUGAAGGAGGAAGACAAGGCUGCACCUUUGAAAGAAAAAGCUAAGCCUGUACCUGUGAAGGAGGAAGAUAAGGCUGCACCUUUGAAAGAAAAGGCUAAGCCUGUACCUGUGAAGGAGGAAGACAAGGCUGCACCUUUGAAAGAAAAAGCUAAGCCUGUACCUGUGAAGGAGGAAGACAAGGCUGCACCUUUGAAAGAAAAGGCUAAGCCUGUACCUGUGAAGGAGGAAGACAAGGCUGCACCUUUGAAAGAAAAGGCUAAGCCUGUACCUGUGAAGGAGGAAGACAAGGCUGCACCUUUGAAAGAAAAGGUUAAGCCUGUACCUGUGAAGGAGGAAGACAAGGCUGCACCUUUGAAAGAAAAGGCUAAGCCUGUACCUGUGAAGGAGAAUGCUAAGCUAGAACCCACCCCUGUGAAGGAGAAGGCUAAAGCAGAACCUGUGAAGGAGAAAGCUAGUCCAGAAUCUGUAAAAGAGAAGGCUAGGCCAGAACCUGCAAAGGAGAAGGCUAAAGCAGAACCCACCCCUGUAAGGAAGGCUAAGCCAGAACCUGCACCUGUAAAGGAUGAAGCUAAACCAGAACCUGCAAAGGAGAAGGCUAAAGCAGAACCCACCCCUGUAAAGAAGACUAAGCCAGAAGCUGUGAAGGAGAAGGCUAAAGCAGAACCUGCAAAGGAGAAGGCUAAAGCAGAACCCACCCCUGUAAGGAAGGCUAAGCCAGAACCUGCACCUGUAAAGGAUGAAGCUAAACCAGAACCUGCAAAGGAGAAGGCUAAAGCAGAACCCACCCCUGUAAAGAAGACUAAGCCAGAAGCUGUGAAGGAGAAGGCUAAAGCAGAACCUGCAAAGGAGAAGGCUAAAGCAGAACCCACCCCUGUAAGGAAGGCUAAGCCAGAACCUGCACCUGUAAAGGAUGAAGCUAAACCAGACCCUGCAAAGGAGAAGGCUAAAGCAGAACCCACCCCUGUAAAGAAGACUAAGCCAGAAGCUGUGAAGGAGAAGGCUAAAGCAGAACCUGUGAAGGAGAAGGCUAAAGCAGAACCUGCAAAGGAGAAGGCUAAAGCAGAACCCACCCCUGUAAAGAAGACUAAGCCAGACCCUGCAAAGGAGAAGGCUAAAGCAGAAGCUGUGAAGGAGAAGGCUAAAGCAGAACCUGCAAAGGAGAAGGCUAAAGCAGAACCCACCCCUGUAAGGAAGGCUAAGCCAGAACCUGCACCUGUAAAGGAUGAAGCUAAACCAGACCCUGCAAAGGAGAAGGCUAAAGCAGAACCCACCCCUGUAAAGAAGACUAAGCCAGAAGCUGUGAAGGAGAAGGCUAAAGCAGAACCUGUGAAGGAGAAGGCUAAAGCAGAACCUGCAAAGGAGAAGGCUAAAGCAGAACCCACCCCUGUAAAGAAGACUAAGCCAGACCCUGCAAAGGAGAAGGCUAAAGCAGAACCUGUGAAGGAGAAGGCUAAAGCAGAACCUGCAAAGGAGAAGGCUAAAGCAGAACCCACCCCUGUAAAGAAGACUAAGCCAGACCCUGCAAAGGAGAAGGCUAAAGCAGAACCCACCCCUAUAAGGAAGGCUAAGCCAGAACCUGCACCUGUAAAGGAUGAAGCUAAACCAGACCCUGCAAAGGAGAAGGCUAAAGCAGAACCUGUGAAGGAGAAGGCUAAAGCAGAACCUGUGAAGGAGAAGGCUAAAGCAGAACCUGUGAAGGAGAAGGCUAAAGCAGAACCCGUCCCUGUAAAGGAGAAAGCUAAACCAGAACCUGUGAAGGAGAAAGCUAAGCCAGAACCUGCAAAGGAGAAAGCUAAGCAAGAAGCUGUAAAGGAAAAAGCUAAGCAAGAAGCUGUAAAGGAGAAAGCUAAGCCAGAACCUGCAAAGGAGAAGGCUAAAGCAGAACCCACCCCUGUAAAGAAGACUAAGCCAGAAGCUGUAAAGAAGGGUAAGCCAGAAGCUGUAAAGGAGAAGGCUAAGCCAGAAGCUGUAAAGGAGAAAGCUAAGCCAGAACCUGUGAAGGAGAAGGCUAAAGCAGAACCUGUGAAGGAGAAGGCUAAGCCAGCCAAAGUGAAGGUAAAGAAAGAACCCGAGGCUCCAAAAGAGAAGGCAAAACCAGCAAAGAAAGAACCCGAGCCAAAGAAAAAGGUCAAGCCAAUGCCUGCUGUGAAAGAACCUGAGGUUCCAAAAGAGAAGGCCAAACCUGUAAAGACAGAAGCAGAGGUUCCAAAGGAGAAAGCUAAGCCAGCACCACCUGUGAAAGAACCUGUGGCUUCAAAGGACAAACCAAAACCGACAAAGAAAGUGGUUGUGGUACCAAAAGCAAGACCGACUCCAACCAAAAUAGAACUUGAAUCUAUGAAGAACAUCACUGGACCAGUUGUGAAGAAAGAAAUUCCAAAGGAGAAACCCAAACCUGAAGUGAAAGAACCCAAGGUUCCAAAGGAGGAAGUCAAGCCAGUUUUAAAAGAACCUGAGGUUCCAAAGGAGAAACCCAAACCAGUCGUAAAAGAACCCGAGGUUCCAAAGGAGAAAUCCAAACCAGCUAUAAAAGAGCCUGAACCUCCCAAGGAGAAGGCCAAACCAGCUAAGAAAGAACCCGAGGUUCCAAAGGAGAAACCCAAACCAGUCGUAAAAGAAUCCAAGGUUCCAAAGGAGAAACUCAAACCAGCUAUAAAAGAGCCUGAACCUCCCAAGGAGAAGGCCAAACCAGCUAAGAAAGAACCCGAGGUUCCAAAGGAGAAACCCAAACCAGUCGUAAAAGAACCCGAUAUUCCAAAGGAGAAAUCCAAACCAGUUGUAAAAGAGCCUGAACCUCCCAAGGAGAAGGCCAAGCCAGCUAAGAAAGAACACGAGGUUCCAAAGGAGAAAGUCAAACCAGCUAUAAAAGAAACUGUGGUUCCAAAGGAGAAAGCCAAACCAGCCGUAAAAGAACCUGAGGUUCCAAAAGGUAAAGCCAAACCUGUUCCAGAAAAGAAAGAAGCUGAGCUUCCAAAGAUGAAAGCAAAGCCAGCGCCAGAAGUGAAAGAGCCUCCAAGAGAGAAGGCCAAAUCAGCUAAGAAAGAACCUGAGAUUCCAAAGGAGAAGGCCAAACCUGCUAAGAAAGACCAAGAAGCUCCGAAGGAAAAAGCCAAGGCUGCCCCAGCAGUAAAAGAGCCUGUAACUCCAAAGGAGAAGGCCAGACCACCUAAGAAAGAACCUGAGGUUUCAAAGGAGAAAAUCAAACUGGAAAGGAAGGAACCCGAGGCUCCGAAGGAAAAAGCUAAGCCUGAACCAACAAAGAAAGAAUUUGAUUCUCUCUCAAAUAUUACAAAAGCAACUCUGGGAAAGAAAGAACACAAAGUUAUAAAGGGGAAAGCUAAACCAGCCAAAAAAGAACUAGUGGUACUGAAAGAGAGGCCAAGGCUCGCACCAGUUACAGAAGAGCCUGAAAUCCCAAAGAAGGCCAAACCUGUAAAGAAAGAGCCCGUGGCACCAGUUGAAUCUGUUGUACCAGCACCUACAAAGGAAGAACCACCCAAACCAGACGGCCUUGGUGUAGAGGAAGAGGAGGAUAUCCCCUACUUCCAGUGCUUCUUUGUAGACGAAGACGACACGCACUACCCGUUCUUCCCGUUCUCGCCGCCACAAAUCUGAGACCCUGCCAUCCACAGAUGAUCUUGAAAAGCCUGAGCCCUAUGGAAGAAGCUUGGUGGCACAUCGAGUCACAACAUUACCUUUAUCACUGGGCUGUGCGAUAGUGACCACUGCUUCGACGCGGUUCAUUCAUCAGCUGGUGUCCUUUAAUGAAACUCAAGGACUGAAAAUGACAAAUGGUGGUGACCGUCCGUACACCUCGAUAUGCUUUUAACAGACCACAGAAGCAGGAGAUACCAUCUUUUCCCCAGGUGUUGAAAAAACCUUAAACAUUUCUCUGUUAGUAUAUCAGUAAAGGUUUAGCUUACAUUUAGUUGUUACAGUACAGUUCAUGAAAGGUUAGGAUGUCAUCUUAUGUUUAAAUAAACACUUCAGCCUUGUCUUAUUUUAAUCUAUGUUUGUCUUGACAAUGGCUAAAUAGUUUCAAUUCGAAGUUGUAGAUGAAAAAAAAAAAUUCACAGUUUGUGCGGUGCACUGUUGCAUUAUAAAAUGUUUAAGUAAUUUCACACCAACAAAGUUACAGACAUGGAGGUAAGGGACCCGAGCGACCAGCAAAAGAACAAGGCUGAGUUUUCUCUGAGCCCCUCCAUGUCGUACGUUUCCUCUGCUCUGUUUCCCGACCAGACCAGGAAGGGCGGGCUGUUAUUAACCUGAAAGAGCUAUCGCAGGUACCGACCACUGCAUUACUACUACCUGACAACCCCUUUGUGGGCAUAUCUAACAGUACGUCUGUGUCUCUACACAGAUGAAAAAGUCUUAUUUCUACAUCUAAAUGCUUCUCAUUUUGACAGGAUGCUGAUUCAAAGCAUUCCAUUAUAUUAGCCGUCAGAAUGAGGUUUUCUUUGUUGUUGUCCUUUUUUUCUUUUUUAAAAAGGCCACCUUUCAAUUGACUUGAAGUUAUAUUUAACAACAUUUUUGUUCUUUUUUUUCAACAAGUAAUGGACGUUGGUGGAUGUUCAGCUUGUUAGGAUGUCAUCUUAUGUUUAAAUAAACACUUCAGCUGUUUGGCUCUACAGAUUAAGAAAAAGACACGUCUUUUAACAUAUUUUUUAAUUGUGAAGUCGCACAUGUAAGGAAGAAGUACAAAUAUUGCAUAAUUAUAUUAAUAUUUUAUAUAACUUUUUUUAUAUAGUAAUAUCUUAUAAUGAGACCUAAUAAUAGGGAUGGAUUAUUAUUUUGCCUUGUGCCUUUUUCCAAGAAUAUAUCAAC